Messenger RNA from Acaulospora colombiana, 427 nucleotides. Lineage: Eukaryota; Fungi; Glomeromycota; Glomeromycetes; Diversisporales; Acaulosporaceae. The record is from the annotation of a GenBank genome assembly.
AUGGAAAAUGAUGACGCGAUAAAAUCGGAUCCAAAUUCUCAAUUGAAAAAUCGAGAACCUUUUGCUGUAGGUGAUGAUUACGACAUAUUGGAAAAUGGAGAAUCUUUGGCUGUAAGUGACGAUUACGACAUAUUGGAAAAUGGAGACAUAAUAGAAUGGGUUCCAUAUUCUCAAUUGAAAAAUAGAGAACUUUUGGCUGUAGGUGGAUUUGGCAGGGUAGAAAAGGCGUGCUGGAGCUCCGAACCAUCUGACAGACCAACUAUGACUGAAAUUGUGGAUCAAUUUUCCAAAUGGUUUUUUGACAUGGAUGAUAUAAAUGAUUUUUAUAAUUCCGAGGAACUUCGAAAACGUUUAAUGGAAGAACCGCAGCAAAGUUCCUAUAUAGUAAAACACUCUGAAGCGUUCUAUACAAGUAGAUCAUUAGAAG